GUUGCCCCGCAGAUUUUCAACUGGAUAAAUAAAUGGGUGGGGUUCUAGAAAGGGGGUGUGUUACACUUUCAGCAAGGGUUUAAAUUUCCACAGACAUGCGCACUCGGUUCGACAUUCCCUGUGUGCGCCAUAUUGGAAUGCUCUGGAAACAACAGUUCGCACAUCGGCUUGUUUAGAGGCGUCAUUUCGAUUUAUUGAGUCCUUCCUGACAUUUUUUUACUUCUACUUGGCAUCUCGCACACUCGCGUAAGUCGUUUAACCCUCGGGGCGCCUGUCCGCCCUCAGGCGUGCGUGUGUGAGAGAGAUUUGUGAAGGUAAAGUUGGAUGGAUCCACGGGUCACUUGGAGUCAACCCGAACUAAAAGGACCUGCCAACGCUUUAUGGAUGCGCGUGUGGGAAACCUCGCAACGGAUAAAUCACUGUCAUCAGCUGCGGGUGAACACACCUGCUUUGCCGGUCGGAUUCAUGAAACGGCUAACGCUGAUUCCCACCAGCACGCCUGGCAAAGCGGUUAGCGAUCACACGAACAAGCGUAUUAACGACGUUGAACCCGUGAGAUUCCCAAACCCGUGUUCGGAUCCCCCAGCACCGUUUGUUACCCCCGCCGGACUCGAUGGUUGUGACUCUCUAUCGCCUUUAUCUUCAGGGGAUUCGGAAACUGACAGCCCGAAAUCGGACUCUUCAUCUGGCAACAGUGACAGUAUGAACACUCCAGCCAAACCUCAUUUUAACUUCACCGAACACAUGCACAAUGUCAAUAACUCUUUACAACAGCAGCGUUUUCAGCGGCAACAGACGCACACAGUAACGGAUAACCAGCUUAAAUACCAUCCAGGGCGAAAGAGAAAUGACAAUAAAGCGAGCACAUACGGAACGAACUAUUUUCUGUCCCACGCUGGUGGCAAUUAUUUAUGUGGGACCCCCUGGGCAAGCAGACGAUACAGCCCAGGCAUUAAUGGCCUCCAUGAGGAGAUUGUGGAUUUUUAUCAUUUUAUGUCUCCACGUCCUGAAGAGGAGGCGAUGAGGAGAGAUGUUGUCAAUCGUGUUGAGGCUGUUGUCAAAGAUCUGUGGCCUGCGGCAAAGGUUCAGAUAUUUGGCAGCUUCAGUACUGGUCUUUAUCUUCCUACCAGCGAUAUUGACUUGGUGGUGUUUGGGAAAUGGGAGCAUCCACCUCUACAGCAGCUUGAACAGGCCCUCAGACAGAAGAAUGUGGCUGAGCCCUUCUCCAUUAAACUUCUUGACAAAGCUACGGUACCAAUUAUUAAACUGACGGACAGAGUGACUGAUGUGAAGGUAGACAUCAGUUUUAAUGUUGAAACUGGAGUCAAAGCAGCUCGCUUCAUUAAGGAUCAUCUUAAGAAAUAUUCCGUGCUGCCUUACCUGAUCUUCGUCCUGAAGCAGUUCUUGCUCCAGAGAGAUCUGAAUGAGGUGUUUACAGGAGGUAUAAGCUCCUACAGCCUCAUUUUAAUGGCCAUCAGCUUCCUGCAGCUCCAUCCCAGAAUAGACUGCAGAGCUUCUAAUAUUAAUUUAGGCAUAUUGCUCAUCGAGUUCUUCGAGUUGUACGGGCGGCAUUUUAAUUAUCUAAAAAUGGGCAUUCGUGUGAAGGACGGUGGGGCGGUCUUGGCUAAAGAGGAGAUCAUGAAGGCUCUAAAUAACGGACACAGACCCUCGAUGCUGUGCAUUGAGGACCCAAACUUACCUGGAAAUGAUGUUGGACGGAGCUCAUACGGUGCCAUGCAGGUGAAGGAAGUCUUUAACUAUGCAUACCUCAUCUUAAGUCAUGCUGUGUUGCCUUUGUCCCGCUCCUACCCUAACAGAAACAUGGAGAGCACAUUAGGACGUAUCAUUAAAGUGACACAAGAAGUGAUUACCUUCAGGGAGUGGAUCAUUCAACAGUGGGGGAAAAGGCACAAUAUUCGGGGAGGCCUUAAAGCCAAGGAUGUUGGAGGUGAUUCAGAAGAGCAGACCUCAAGUGAGGAGCAUCAAAGAGAUUCAUCACCACACAGUGCAGGCUCACCUGUGUCUCUGACCAGCCUUCAACAGCACUCCUCAUCCUCUUCAUCUUCCUCCGUUUCCUCGCUGUCUGGAAGUGACAUUGAUUCUGACACACCGAGCAGAGCUUCAGUUCUUCAUGAGAUCUUCCCCGUGUCCUGUGUAAUCGACACAAACCACAAAGCCUACAGGAAAGUAAACUCUCCUGGAACAUUCUUGCCAUGCAAAAGUCAGUUGCACCCAUUACCAGGCAAACAAUAUAUGGACGGGUCAGCUCAUUUGAAUGGAGUUGUACACGUGUCUUCACCUGUCUAUUCCAGCUCUAUAUCCAGCCCCAGUCACCACACUAAAUUUCUGAACGGACAAAGGUUUGUCGUAAAAGGGCCUCCCCACGUCAAUGGUUUCGAGCGGAACACUGGGCCCGGCACCAGAGGACAUCACCCGCAGUACAGUCGUAGCAGCUGGCGUCGGAGGAGGAGGGACACUGUUCCGAUGAGCCUUAGCUGACAGUGCCGCAAGGUUUUUCCCUUCUGAAAGAAAGCAAGUGGCCCACGUUCUUUGGGUUCCAUGGGUCAAAGGUUAGCACUUCAUAUCGCAGUGGCUUCUGCUUAACACAUCAGAAGACAAAACCUCUGCUCUUCAGUGCAAAUUGUUUCGUCCAGUGAAUGUACCCGUUUUUGUUUGACACGUCCACCGUUGUUUUGCCUUCAAAGUUCUAUUUGAUUAUUUCCUUUUUGCUCUUAUUGGUUUGCUGUUGCUUUUCAUAUUUUAUUUUUUUUUUUUUAAGUCUGGUCGGUAACAGCUAUAGGCUGUACUCAGUUUGUACUGUAUAUUUUUGUGCAAUAUAGUUUUUAUUGUUUGAUUUUAGUUUAAUUUUAAGUUAUUUUUAAAAUUGAAUGUAAAUUGAUGUUGCACUAUAGAUCACUUUCAGUGUGCAAAGUUUUUAUCAUGUUCAAUUCCAUGUCGCAACCAGUUCUAUUGGUGGGAUUGUGGUUUUGCGCAUGCUAAGAUCUCCUGUGUAUCACUUGCCCAUCUGAUGGUCUUUGGAAACCUGCGCUUCAGUUUACGUGCCAUGAGAUGGGUUUAGUGCUUGAUCAUUUAUGUACCAAUUUCCUCCUUCAGAUAUGUGUGAUGACAUAUGUCCACUGUUUAAGUGUUGUGUGUAUUUUAUUUAAAGCUUUUUUUUUAAAGCAGAUUUAUUUAAAUCUGCGGUUUGCUAGUCUUUGCAUCCGUUUACACAUCUUUUGCUAUAGGGCAUGCAUUUACGGCAAUGUGCACAUUAACCUGUUCCAUCUAUAUAUGUGUUCCUACUGUUAAUGAAUCCAUUUUCGUGGACUCUUGAUUUUGUAAUGCACCACUAGAUGGAGAUAUUGGUCUAUGCCUUUAAAGCUCAUCACCCUAUACAAAACAUUUCACAAAGAACAAAUUUCCACUUUUAACUAAAGAUCACUACUUCUAUUCUUGCAUAAAAACUUAGAUCAUUGUGUUCCCGAGGCCUUUGUGAGCCUAAAACCGACCUAUGUGUAAUGUAGCUUGGGUAACGCUGGGGGUCUGGUCAACGACGGCACAUUCAUUUCAUGUGUUCAGAGAAGAGUGACGUGCCAAUGCAGUUUUAUCCUUAACUGUCAAAUGCUAAAGGAUCUUCAUGGGCUAAACAGUCUUCUCACCUGCAUACAGGUGUCCUUUGAAUGUAAUGUAUGAUGUCUUAAAUUUAAGACUUUCUUUUCAAUAUACAUUUUUUAUGUAUGUUUUGUACACAAAUUAUUUUUAAAAAUAAACAUCUUAAACUGC
Messenger RNA from Triplophysa dalaica, 3783 nucleotides. RefSeq names its product terminal nucleotidyltransferase 4A-like. The transcript has 13 exons. Gene Ontology annotation, cellular component: TRAMP complex; nucleolus. The coding region runs from base 325 to 2499 and encodes 724 amino acids. The record is from RefSeq and is a predicted model, not a curated record. Gene Ontology annotation, molecular function: poly(A) RNA polymerase activity; mRNA binding. Gene Ontology annotation, biological process: RNA 3'-end processing. NCBI's taxonomy places the organism in Eukaryota, Metazoa, Chordata, Actinopteri, Cypriniformes, Nemacheilidae.